This is a messenger RNA of Aplysia californica (California sea hare), 2143 nucleotides long. RefSeq names its product cytochrome b-c1 complex subunit 2, mitochondrial. Gene Ontology annotation, cellular component: mitochondrion. Lineage: Eukaryota; Metazoa; Mollusca; Gastropoda; Aplysiida; Aplysiidae. The coding region runs from base 87 to 1526 and encodes 479 amino acids. Gene Ontology annotation, molecular function: metal ion binding. The transcript is spliced from 15 exons. The record is from RefSeq and is a predicted model, not a curated record.
CACGUGAUUGUACCACUUCCGUCGUCCAUUUUGUACUGACUUUUGUUUUGACCUAGCCACAAGAGCAAACGUCUAAAAGGUGUAAAAUGGCAUCAGGUGUAUCGAGGCCGUUGGCUAGGUCUCUCAAAGCCCGCAUGUUCAGUGCAGCAGCAGCGCAAGCAGAGUCCACAUCAUCAGUAGAUAGAGAACCUCGGGCAUACAUCAAGAAACUCAACAAUGGGCUGCUGGUUGGAACCAUUGAGACUCCAAGCCCUGUAGCAAGACUUGCUGUUGUUGCUAAUGCUGGAUCCAGAUUCGAGACUGGGGAAAAUUUGGGAAUUUCGCAUGUGCUCCGUCAUACUACACAGCUUAGGACUGAAAACAUGUCAAGCUUGGGCAUCACAAGAGCAGCUCAGCAACUUGGAAGUGAUAUAACCGCUGAAGGCACCCGCGAAUAUAUCUACUACAAGAGCAACGUGACAAGGAACUGUGCUGGUAAGGUUGUUGAGAUUCUUCGUGAGAUCAGCACUAAGCACUCCUUCAAGCCAUGGGAGGUGGAUGAUCUGCAGGCUGACCCUGAUGGCCUCAAGCUGGACCUUGCUUUGUUGAAGACACAACCUCAAGUCCGAGUGGUAGAGCUGCUUCACUCUGCUGCCUUCAGGGACACCCUGGGAAGGUCACUUUAUGCCCCGGACUUCUCCAUCGGCAAGUUCAAUUCUGAGCAGCUGUUGCACUAUGCCAAGUCUAACUUUGGAGUCGGUCGUCUUGCUCUUGUGGGAGUUGGCAUUGACAGCAGUGAACUUGAGGCUCUGGGAGAACAGUUCGAACCAUAUGCCUCCACCGGUGCCCCUGCUCAACCAGCCGUCUACUAUGGCGGUGAAGUCCGAGAGAACACUGGGGGAGAACUGUCUUAUGUAGCUUUCGCUCUGGGUGGACCAAAGAUGUUCUUUAAACAGCCCAGAAAGAAAAGUUCACCAGAGACAGGAGAUGAACCCAUUGAUCUCAAUGUGGGCAGCAAGGACCUGUUGCCCUCAGAAGUGCUGAAAUAUGUGCUGGGUGUGGGACCUCAUGUCAAGUACAGCAGCGGCUCAGCCACCUCGGAGCUGAGCAAGGCUGUGUCUAAGGCUGUCGAUGUCCCUCACUUUGUGUCGGCCUUCACUGCUAACUAUUCAGACGCUGGCCUGUUUGGGUUCACAGCUGUUGCCCAGAGCUCUCAGAUUGACAAGGUGGCCAGAGCAGGUGCUGACCAAUUGAGGUCUGUGCUCACCUCUGGAAUUUCAGAUAAGGAUGUAGAGCGGGCUAAGACCCAGCUGAAGGCCAGCAUCUGCAUGCAGUUUGAGAACCCCGACGUGCUGUUGAGCUGGUUGGGAGAGCAGACGCUCAACUCUGAUCAGGUCUUGACCCCACAGGAGGUCUACAAGAUGGUGGAUGCUGUCACUACCGCUGACGUCAACAAUGCUGCAAAGAAGAUUGCCAGUUCCAAACCUACGAUGGCUGCCGCCGGAAACACAGUGGGAGUUCCAUAUUUAGAUCAGCUCUCUAAGUAAACACCUUUUGCCACUAUGACAUACUUAUUGUGUUAGGUGAAAACUCUGUAGUAUAUAUUGUCAGUGAAAGGGAGGGGGUUGGGUUGGUGAACUUGUGAGUCUUUCUUUUCAUGACGAUGUGUGUGAGGCCCAGUGGCUGAGCGAGAGACUGGAUGUACAAUGAUUGGAUGGAAGUAGAUACUGUCUACUUGUGAUUUGAAAAAAAAGAUGUGUAGUUAGUUUUUUUUCCCUAGUAUUUUGUUCUCUUGAUUUAGUAAUUUGACACCUGGUUUGUUUUAUGAAUUUCAAUGUGUUAUCAUUAGGUAAGGCUGACGAAUCCCUUAUACUGAGGGUAAUAUAUUCAUUGACCUGUGUAGGACCCCAGUAUGCAGACAGGACUACUUAUGAAAAAAAUGGGUAAAGUAACAGAAUGUUUUAAAAUACCCCCUGAUGCUAUUCCACUAUGCAUCAGCAAAGCAGCAGAUCCAGAAUACAGGACAGACCGUAGUUGUGCCUUGUCAGUGAAGGGUGGAAACCUUGUCCUUGUCAUGUUUCAUGUACAUACAGCACUGACUUUGGCCUACUGUUUGACAACGUGAUUUUUAAGUUCAAUAAAACUGGUGAAUUCUUCACAAACU